AUGGACACCUCUGUUGACGACUUCCGACUCGUACCUGAUGGAGCAAAGAAGGUCCCCGCCCUGGACGCUGUGUGCUGUCGAGCUGCUGUCACCGCAGUGGGGGCCGCUGGCAUCAUUGGGGUCUCCCUGGGCAUUCUUCUGGCCCUCCUCUCUACACAGGGAGUAGACGUGGAGCACAUGGCCCAGCUGAGGGGGAUCCGCUAUGCCAGCAGUCUCCAGCUGAAAAGUUCAGACUAUUACCGGACGCUGACGCCCGUCCUCGAAGCCCUGCUACACUUCCUGCUGCACACCCUGGGGACGCUGAGCCUGGGCCUGGAGGAGGCACUGCUGCAGCAGGGGCUGCGCACUGGCCUGGGGGACCACGGCCUCCCCCUGGGCAGCUACGGCUCCAUCGUGUCUGCAGAGCUCAUGGGAAGCCAGACGGGCCUGCUCACAGAAAGAGACUUGAAAUCAGGGCGCUGUCCCGGGAACGCCUUUUCCUGCAAGAACGGCCAGUGUGUGAGCAAGGUGAACCCGGAGUGCGACAACAAAGUAGACUGUAGCGACGGCUCCGACGAGGCCCACUGUGACUGUGGCCUGCAGCCGGCCUGGAGGACUGCUGGGCGCAUUGUGGGCGGCAUGGAGGCAUCCCCGGGCGAGUUCCCGUGGCAGGUCAGCCUCCGGGAGAACCAGGAGCAUUUCUGCGGGGCCACGGUGCUGAGCGCGCGCUGGCUGGUGUCUGCUGCCCACUGCUUCAACGAGUUCCAGGACCCAGCCGAGUGGGUGGCCUACGCAGGCACCACCUUCCUGAGCGGCCGGGAAGCCAGCACCGUGCGGAUCCGCGUCUCCCGCAUCCUCAAGCACCCGCUGUACAACGCGGACACUGCCGACUUCGACGUGGCCGUGCUGAGGCUGGCCAGCCCGCUGCCCUUCGGCCGCCACAUCCAGCCCGCCUGCCUCCCCGCGGCCUCGCACGUCUUCCCACCCGGCAGGAAGUGCCUCAUCUCGGGCUGGGGCUACCUCAAGGAGGACUUCCUGGUCAAACCGGAGGUGCUGCAGAAGGCCAGCGUGGAGCUGCUGGACCAGGCGCUGUGCACCAGCCUCUACGGGCCCUCCCUCACGGACAGGAUGAUGUGCGCGGGUUACCUGGACGGCAAGGUGGACUCCUGCCAGGGCGACUCAGGGGGCCCCCUGGUCUGUGAGGAGCCUUCCGGAAGGUUCUUCCUGGCGGGCAUCGUGAGCUGGGGGAUUGGUUGUGCAGAAGCCCGGCGGCCAGGUGUCUAUGCCCGUGUAACCAAGCUCCGGGACUGGAUCCUGGAGGCCAUCGCUGCAGCCAGCACACCACCAGCCCCCACUGUGGCUCCUGCCCAGGCCACCCCCAGCAGUGCUGGGCCCACCAAGAGUCCCACAGUCAACACCCCUACCCAGAGCAUGCUGACCCCCAGCAUGACACCGUUGGACUCAGCCACAGCCUCCAAGCCACAAGAGUGUGGGGCCAGGCCCGCCCUGGAGAAGCCUACCCGGAUCGUGGGCGGGUUCGCAGCUGCCUCCGGGGAGGUGCCCUGGCAGGCCAGCCUCAAGGAAGGUUCCCGGCACUUCUGUGGAGCCACCGUGGUGGGUGACCGCUGGCUGCUGUCCGCAGCGCACUGCUUCAACCACACAAAGGUGGAGCAGGUGCGGGCCCACCUGGGCACGGCAUCCCUCGUGGGUGUGGGCGGGAGCCCGGUCAAGGUGGGCCUCAGGCGGGCGGUGCUGCACCCACUGUACCACGCCGGGACCCUGGACUUCGACGUGGCCGUCCUUGAGCUGGCCAGGCCCCUGCGCUUCAACAAGUUCGUCCAGCCCGUCUGCCUGCCCCUGGCCAUCCACAAGUUCCCCGUGGGGCGCAAGUGCAUGAUCUCCGGAUGGGGCAACACGCAGGAGGGAAAUGCCACCAAGCCAGACACCCUGCAGAGGGCUUCAGUGGGCAUCAUGGACCAGAAGGCCUGCAGCGUCCUCUACAACUUCUCGCUCACGGACCGUAUGAUCUGCGCGGGCUUCCUGGAAGGCAAGGUGGACUCCUGCCAGGGCGACUCCGGGGGUCCUCUGGCCUGUGAGGAAACCCCUGGUGUGUUCUACUUGGCGGGCAUCGUCAGCUGGGGCAUCGGCUGUGCCCAGGCCAGGAAGCCGGGUGUGUAUGCCCGCAUCACCCAGCUGAAGGGCUGGAUCCUGGACACUAUGUCCUCCGGUCCCCUCCCCACGGUGCCCCCCGCAACUGAGAGGACGCCCACCACCCCUAGCCAGCCCCCGAGAACCACUGCCAGCCGCACAGCCCCUGGAGUCACGACCAGAAGGACCACUCUGCAGUCUUCCAGCAGGGCCACCAGCCAGCCGGUCAUCACCACUGCCGCCAUCCCCAGUGCCACCACGCGGGGACAGACAUCGCUUCCAAACAGCCCUGCUUCUAGCACACAUUCCCAGCCCCCAGACUGUGGCCUGGCGCCGGCGGCAGCGCUGACCAGGAUCGUGGGCGGCAGCGCGGCGGGCCGCGGGGAGUGGCCGUGGCAGGUGAGCCUGUGGCUGCGGCGCCGGGAGCACCGCUGUGGCGCCGUCCUGGUGGCGGAGAGGUGGCUGCUGUCGGCGGCGCACUGCUUCGACGUCUACGGGGACCCCAAGCAGUGGGCAGCCUUCCUGGGCACCCCGUUCCUGAGCGGCGCAGACGGGCAGCUGGAGCGCGUGGCGCGCAUCUACAAACACCCCUUCUACAACCUCUACACGCUCGACUACGACGUGGCGCUGCUGGAGCUGGCGGUGCCCGUGCGCCGCAGCCGCCUGGUGCGGCCCAUCUGCCUGCCCGAUUCCGCGCCCCGGCCGCCCGCCAGCGCGCGCUGUGUCAUCACAGGCUGGGGCUCCGUGCGCGAGGGAGGCGCGAUGGCGCGGCAGCUGCAGAAGGCGGCCGUGCGGCUCCUGAGCGAGCAGACCUGCCGCCGCUUCUACCCGGUACAGAUCAGCAGCCGCAUGCUCUGCGCCGGCUUCCCGCAGGGAGGCGUGGACAGCUGCUCGGGCGACGCUGGGGGUCCCCUGGCUUGCAGGGAGUCCUCGGGCCGGUGGGUGCUAACAGGGGUCACCAGCUGGGGCUAUGGCUGUGGGCGACCACACUUCCCGGGUGUCUACACUCGGGUGUCGGCUGUGAGAGGCUGGAUCACCCAGAACAUUCAGGACUGA
Elephantulus edwardii (Cape elephant shrew) is the source of this 3183-nucleotide messenger RNA. It is a transcript of the gene TMPRSS9, whose product is annotated as transmembrane protease, serine 9. The coding region runs from base 1 to 3183 and encodes 1060 amino acids. Lineage: Eukaryota; Metazoa; Chordata; Mammalia; Macroscelidea; Macroscelididae. The transcript has 17 exons. The record is from RefSeq and is a predicted model, not a curated record. Gene Ontology annotation, biological process: proteolysis. Gene Ontology annotation, molecular function: serine-type endopeptidase activity; protein binding.